Molecule: messenger RNA, 434 nt
Organism: Paramecium octaurelia
Lineage: Eukaryota; Ciliophora; Oligohymenophorea; Peniculida; Parameciidae
Source: the annotation of a GenBank genome assembly
AUGUUUAAUUCUGACAUCCCCCCUCUGAAAUUUUGUAAUAAUAGUUGCACUUUAAAAACUCAUUUCAUUAAUUGUAUAAAAAGUAAUAUUCGCCAUAAAAUGAACUAAGAAUAACAGGAAGUGUAAACCAAAAAACCUGGCUUUUGGCAAAAUGUUAAGUCGGGAACCUAUUUAGGUGGAAUUGUGGCAGGCACAGGCACUAUUUUAACUAAGGCUGGAUUGGCAAUUUAUGGUUUCUCUUCGAUUGGACCAGUCGCAGGAAGUUUUGCUGCAGCCACAUAAGCUAGUAUUGGAAGUGUAGCAGCAGGAAGUGCAUUUGCUAUAGCUUAAGGAGUAGCAAUGUCAGGAAUAGGAGUCAUUGCUUUACCAGCUGUUGGAGUUGGCGCCGCAGUUGGAGGAGGAUACGUUGCUUAUAAACAUCUAAAAAAAUGAAC